AUGCCGAGCAAAGUUCCCGACGACGACGGAGGAUAUUCCAGCUACCGAAGCACCCCCGCACCCGGGAUUUCCUUCUUCACGCCUCAACAAACCCUCCCCUGCGGUACCGCCAUUCUCGACGAAGAAAAUGGAAUCACGGAGGAUACAAUAUCACCUGUGUUCAAGCCUCUCAAGAUUCGAAAUACCGUGUUUCAGAACCGCAUCUUCUUAGCGCCUAUGUGUCUCUACAGUUGUAAAGAUGGGAUGUUGUCGGAUUUCCACGUUGCGCAUUAUGGACAGUAUGCUAUUCGGGGGGUGCCGCUUAUUACAAUUGAAGCUACGGCUGUUGUACCAUGGGGCCUCAAUACACCACAAGACAGUGGACUCUGGUCCGAUGAACAGAUCCCCCCCUUAAAGCGCGUAGUAGACGUCAUCCACUCUCAAUCCCAACACGCUGCCAUUCAACUCCAACACGCAGGCCGCAAAUCCGGCGUAACGCCCCCAUGGUUAGGCUUGAAGACCGUCCCCGAGGAAUACGGUGGUUGCGGAGCGACGGUGAAAGGACCCAGCCCGAACCCAUGGAAUGAGAAUUACUCGACCCCGAAGGAGAUGACGGAAGCUGAGAUUUGGGAAGUUAUUGAAGCUUUUGGUGCUGCGGCUGCUAGGGCAGUCAAGGCUGGGAUUAAAAUCAUCGCGGUUCAUGGUGCACAUGGAUAUUUGAUACACUCUUUUGCAAGCCCUGCAUCAAACAAGCGGACAGACAAAUGGGGUGGAAGUUUUGAAAAUCGCGUCCGAUUCGGCAUCGAGAUCAUCCGCUGUAUCCGCCGAAACAUCCCCGCCGACUGCCUCCUAUUCUGGAAGAUCUCAGCCGUAGACUGGCUUCCACCCGGCGAAGGUUGGGAACUCGAAGACACGAUCCGAUACGCGCCGAUCCUGCACAAAGAAGGCGUAGAUUUCUUGGACGUGUCUAGUGGCGGGAAUGACAGGAAUCAAAAAGUCCAAAUCUCCCCAGCUUAUCAAGUACCGUUUGCAGAAGCCGUUAAGAAAUCUACGCCGGGCUUGGUUGUAGGCGCUGUGGGCUGGAUCAGGGACGGAAAGACGGUUGAAGAGAUUCUUCGCUCAGGUAAAGCUGAUGCCAUCUCGAUCGCGCGUGAGUUCCUGCGCGAUCCCAAUUUCGUGCACCGAGUCGCGAAUGAAGUUGGUACGAAAGUAUCAUGGGUGGAUCAGUAUCACCGAGCACCUAUAUAUGGAAAGAAUGUAGAAAGUACAACCAGUAUCACAGCAGACAUCAAGGUGGACUCAGGCGUCACUCAAUCUCAUGAAAAGCAACUCCAGAACAAGGUAGCUUGA
Amorphotheca resinae ATCC 22711 is the source of this 1329-nucleotide messenger RNA. RefSeq lists its product as hypothetical. The coding region runs from base 1 to 1329 and encodes 442 amino acids. NCBI's taxonomy places the organism in Eukaryota, Fungi, Ascomycota, Leotiomycetes, Helotiales, Amorphothecaceae. Gene Ontology annotation, molecular function: FMN binding; NADPH dehydrogenase activity; NADP binding. The transcript is spliced from 5 exons. The record is from RefSeq and is a predicted model, not a curated record. Gene Ontology annotation, cellular component: intracellular anatomical structure.